This is a messenger RNA of Panicum virgatum (switchgrass), 1890 nucleotides long. RefSeq names its product leucine-rich repeat extensin-like protein 4. The coding region runs from base 343 to 1701 and encodes 452 amino acids. NCBI's taxonomy places the organism in Eukaryota, Viridiplantae, Streptophyta, Magnoliopsida, Poales, Poaceae. The transcript has a single exon. The record is from RefSeq and is a predicted model, not a curated record. Gene Ontology annotation, molecular function: protein binding.
AACAAGGACAGAGCAAUGCUGGAGAGUGGAGACCAUCAGCCAGGCAGUCCUACUCCUACACCCAUCACAUCCCAGUUCCCGGCUUCCAGCUGUGGUUGAUCAGCGAGAAGAGAGCAUCUACUUACCAGUCGUCUAGCGGCACAACACACAUAGAGAGACAGGGAGGGAGAAGAUCAAUCAAUGCAUUACCGGCCGAGCUGAUCUGAUCACCUCUCUCCUCCGGCCACUCCCCCAGGCCACCAUCCCGUUCCUCUCACAAGAAUCACUCCUGCUCCCUCCUCAGAUCUCUCUCUCGCGAGCAAAACAGGCAAAGCUUUACCCCGGGUAAGGUUACGGGCAGCCAUGAGGCGGCGGCCACCUUCCCAUUCCCGUGCCGCCGCCGCCGCUGCCGUGCUCCUGCUCCUGCUGCUGUCCCCCGCUCCGAGCUCCCAGCUCGACCUGGGCUCCGUCAUUGCCGCCUGGAUCAACGGCGCGCCACCGCCGUCUCCUAGCCCUCCCGCCGGCGCCGGCGUCGGCGCCUCCUCCUCCUCAUCCUCAGCCGCGCCGAGUCAGGAGUACACGGCGCUGCAGGCGCUGAAGGCGGCCGUCACCGAGGACCCCCGCGGCGCGCUGUCGUCGUGGCAGGGCGCCAAUGUCUGCGCCUACAGUGGCGUCUACUGCUCCGCGCCGCCCGACGGCGCGGGCGCGCCCACGGUGGUGGCGGGGAUCGACCUCAACCGCGCCAGCCUCAGGGGCACGCUCCCCGAGGCGGUCUCCCUCCUGGCGCACCUCACGUUCCUCCACCUCAACAGCAACCGCCUGGGCGGCGCCGUCCCGGACUCGCUCCGGGACCUGCAGUACCUGACGGAGCUGGACCUCAGCAAUAACCUCUUCUCCGGCCUGUUCCCGGCGUCCACGCUGCUCAUCCCGUCGCUGGUGUACCUGGACCUCCGCUUCAACGCCUUCUCCGGGGAGCUCCCGCCCGAUGUGUUCGCCAAGGACCUCGACGCCGUGUUCCUCAACGACAACCAGUUCGAGGGCCAGAUCCCGGAGACGCUGUGGUCGUCGCCCGCCACGGUCAUCACGCUCGCCAACAACCGCUUCACGGGCACCGUCCCGGCCGCCUACGGGUACGGCGGCGGCGGCGGCGGCCGGGUUCGCGAGGUGCUGUUCCUGAACAACAACCUGACCGGGUGCGUGCCCGAGGCGCUGGGGUUCCUGCCCAGCAUCCAGGUGCUGGACCUGAGCUACAACGCGCUGUCGGGGCACCUCCCCGGCACGCUGUCGUGCCUGUCCGUGAUCGAGGUGCUCAACGUGGCGCACAACCAGCUGACGGGGGAGCUCCCGGACCUGCUGUGCGACCUGCGGCGGAUCACGAACCUGUCGGUGUCCUUCAACUUCUUCUCCGGGAUCAGCCAGCGGUGCGACCGGCAGCUGGGGAGCCGCGGCGUGUUCGACUUCGUGGGCAACUGCGUGCCCGGGCGGGACAUGCAGCGGCCGCAGCCCGAGUGCGAGGGGUUCCCGGGGGAGGGCGGGCUCAGCUGCCUCCGCAUCCCCGGGGCGCGGCCCGCCGGGUGCGGCGGCGACGCGGCCGCGUCCGUGGGCGUCGGCGUCGGCGUCGGCGUCGGCGUCGGGGUCGGGGUCGGGGUCGGGGGCCUGCCGUUCGGGCUGCCAGGCGCCGCCGCCGGGGCCGGGGGCGCGGUCACCGUCACCGUGCCCUGAUCGCACCCGCUGCAGGCCGCUGGCAUUGCAUCUUUUCCUUUCGUUUUCCUUUUUUUUGGAGGCAAUUAGCCUCGAUCGGCUUGGCGCAUCGCAUCUGAUCGUUAAUUUACAUGGCGGUGGUAACGGGUGAAUAUUGGUUGGUUGGUUGGUUCUUGGCUCAUUCUGUUCAGUCUGCAUGAUCAACAGUUA